Molecule: messenger RNA, 1188 nt
Organism: Ricinus communis (castor bean)
Lineage: Eukaryota; Viridiplantae; Streptophyta; Magnoliopsida; Malpighiales; Euphorbiaceae
Product: copper chaperone for superoxide dismutase, chloroplastic/cytosolic
Exons: 6
Coding region: 68-1060 (330 amino acids)
Biological process (GO): removal of superoxide radicals
Molecular function (GO): superoxide dismutase activity; copper ion binding
Source: RefSeq, a predicted model, not a curated record
CAUUUGAAAACAUAAGCCAGCAGCAGAAAUAGCACAACGGAGAAAAAAAUAAUAAAAAGAAAUAAAAAUGGCAUUUCUAAGGUCUGUGACAACAACCACGAACGCUGCCAUAGCAGCCUCUGCUCUACCAGCAGCCUUUGCUAUCUCUUCUCUUUCUUCUUCUUCUUCUUCUUCUCAAUCUUCUACUCCAAAUCCCAGAACCCAUAACCUUUCUUUCCUUUCAACUUCCUCUUCAUCUCUCCCAUCUCGCUUUGGCCUUGUCAAGAACCUGACUAGGCCUCCUUCUGCGGUUAGCAUGGAAGCACCCACAUCAGAUCACAAACCCAACUCUCAGGAAGAUUCAAUCUUGUUGCCUGAGCUACUUACAGAAUUCAUGGUGGAUAUGAAGUGUGAAGGUUGUGUUGGUGCUGUCAAGAAUAAGUUGCAAACUGUUAAUGGAGUGAAAAAUGUAGAGGUGGACUUGGGCAAUCAAGUGGUAAGGGUUCUUGGCUCUUCACCUGUAAAGAUCAUGACUGAAGCUCUAGAGCAGACGGGUCGAACUGCCAGGUUGAUUGGCCAAGGGGUUCCUGAAGACUUUUUAGUGUCUGCCGCUGUUGCUGAGUUCAAGGGCCCAGAUAUUUUUGGUGUGGUGCGCUUUGCUCAAGUGAAUAUGGAAUUGGCCAGGAUUGAAGCCAACUUUAGUGGAUUGUCACCUGGGAAACAUGGUUGGUCCAUUAAUGAGUUUGGAGAUCUGACAAGAGGUGCAGCAAGCACUGGGAAAGUAUAUAAUCCUAGCAAUCAAGGAACUGAAAAAGAGCCACAGGGUGACUUGGGAACACUAGAGGUUGAUGAGAAUGGAGAGGCCUUCUUCUCAGGCUCAAAACAGAAGCUAAGAGUUGUAGAUCUUAUCGGGAGAUCGGUGGUGGUAUAUGGAACAGAAGAUAAAUCAGACAAUGGUCUCACAGCAGCAGUAAUUGCUAGAAGUGCCGGUGUUGGUGAGAACUACAAAAAGCUUUGCACAUGCGAUGGGACCACCAUAUGGGAAUCAAGUAACAAAGAUUUUGUUACCAGCAAGGUUUGAUAAUGAAAACUAAUCCUACGCUUGAACAUUUAGGCAUCUUAUUCACCCAAUGAAGGGUUUGUUGCCUCCAACAUGUAUCCAUCUAUUUGGGAGCUGAAUGGAAUAAUAAUGAUGUCAUUUUUACCUAA